Lolium rigidum is the source of this 5796-nucleotide messenger RNA. Its product is annotated as sister chromatid cohesion protein SCC2. The record is from RefSeq and is a predicted model, not a curated record. The transcript is spliced from 28 exons. Gene Ontology annotation, biological process: regulation of gene expression; establishment of protein localization to chromatin; establishment of mitotic sister chromatid cohesion. Gene Ontology annotation, cellular component: Scc2-Scc4 cohesin loading complex. NCBI's taxonomy places the organism in Eukaryota, Viridiplantae, Streptophyta, Magnoliopsida, Poales, Poaceae. Gene Ontology annotation, molecular function: chromatin binding. The coding region runs from base 124 to 5490 and encodes 1788 amino acids.
CCGCCCGCCCGCCCGACUACUAAUGCUUAGCUAAGCAACUCCACAAAUUCCCUUCCCGUCCUCCAGAGUCCUUGCUCGCCCACUGUCCCUCCACUUCCAAAUCGAUCUAGGGUUUCGCCCGCCAUGGACCCUCCGCCCGGCGCCGGCGCCGGCGACGGGAGGGCCGGCUUCGAGCGCGCCUGCCGCCUGCCCAACACCGUCCAUUCCGAGAUCGCCGCCACGCUGCCGCUCCCCACCCUCCCCGCCGCGCCCUCCCACGACCGCGACGAGCCCCUCGCCGAGCCCGACCGCCCCGACAUGAUCAUGCAGGCCGCCGCCAUCGCACGCAUACUCGCCAACACCGACAUCUCACACCUGGGAUUCACGGUGGCGGAUCACGCCGAGGCGGAUCCCAGAGACUGCUCCUUGCUCUGGACGGAGGUGCUCAAGCACAACCCCGACGCCUUCAAGUUCAAGCCCCGCGCACCUCCUCCUUCGCAAGGUCCCCUUGUUGGUCAGGAAUAUCUAAAUCAAGGACGCCAGAAGCAUUCUGAGCAUCUUGCACCUAACCUGAACAAAGCACGGAAGGAGCAUGCACUUCCUCCAGAUUUCAUCAAUUCACACCGAGAGGAUCAUCGUAAUGAAGUAACACCAGAUUCCGUUGCUUCAAGGAAACCAAAAGUAAGGAAGAAGGAAAUCGAUAAUUCUGCUUCGAGUUCUGGCCCGAGCAUUCCUAAUAGUCAAGAAGUCAUUGCCAACUUCCGUGAGCUGGUGGAGGACUUCUGUGGGAAAGCAGAAAUCCCUGAUAAUGCAGAUGGCGAUGAUUGGUUAUCAGUUCCACUGACUGAUGUUAAGGUUCUUGUAAAUGAGAUUACAUAUGUUCGAUCAAAGCAGCUGUUGCAUGAGACUCCUAUGGAUACACUUAUGAGUCUAUUGCAUGUGAUAGACCGUCAGAUCCGGUGUUCUCAAGGAUUAUCGAUAGACGUGAAAGAAAAUGCUGAUGCCAUAGAUGCUGAACACUUGGUUUUUUCUGCUCUGGAGUCCAUUCAUGCUGCGUUAGCAAUCAUGACCAACCGUGAUAUGCCAAAGCAGCUUUAUCGAGAAGAGCUUAUUGAACGAAUUAUUGAUUUCUCAAGACAUCAGAUAAUGGAUUGUAUGGCUGCAAGUAACCCAACCUUCCGAGCUCUCUACAAGCCAGCUGGAAAUGUCACAAAUGAUGAUCUAGGAGAUGAAGAUGAAGAAGACAUGGAAAAUGGACCAGCUAGCAAAAAGAGGCGUACUGCCUCUAAUUUAAGUGCGAGGAAAUCUUCUGCAAACAAAGUUUCUCCAUCUAUAAAGUCUGCUGUGCAGAAACUAUGCUUGAUAUUGGGCUUUCUUAAAGAACUACUCAUAACAGUGCGGUUAUCAGAUAGUUGUAUCCUGCAGUUAGUAAAAACCUGCUUUACUACAUUCUUGGUGGACAAUAUGCAGCUUUUACAAUUGAAGGCGAUCAGUGUUAUUUGCAUGGUUUUUUCAUCAUAUACGCAACACAGGAGUUACCUGGUUGAUGAAACACUUCAGCUGGUCCGUAAGUUGCAGGUCUCGAAAAAUGCUAUCAGAACUUACCAUCUAGCUGAUGAGGAACAAAAGCAAAUCCAGAUGAUAACAGCCCUGCUAAUUCACUUGGUUCAGUUCAGUGCAAAUGUGCCUGAUAGCUUAAAGGGACCUGUAAAUUGGAGCACAAUCAUUGAUGCCUCGGUUGAUGCUAGUUAUCCAAUUAGCUGCCAUGAAGCUGCAACGGAGGCUUGUUGCCUUUUCUGGACCAAUGUGCUUCAACGUUUUACUGCUGCUAAAACUCAAGAUAUGUCAGAGGCCAAAGGGAUUAUAGAAAAUCUUGUGCAGGAUUUGCUAACAGUACUAAACUUGCCUGAAUAUCCAGCUGCUGCCCCUAUACUCGAGGUUCUCUGUGUGUUGCUGCUUCAAAAUGCUGGAUUGAAAUCAAAGGACACCUCUGCUCGCUGCUUUGCUAUAGAUCUUCUUGGUGGUAUUGCAUCAAGAUUGAAGCGUGAUUCUGUUAUCUGUAGCAAGGAGAAGCUUUGGAUAUUGCAAGAACUUACUGAUACAGACAAUGAUAGCUCAAAAAUUCUGAAAAAUAAAUGUUGUGUUUGUCUUGGUGGAAGAGGUAUAAAUAUGGCAUGUGACACAUGUGGGAGAUGUUUCCAUGCAGAUUGUAUGGGGGCUUGUAGUCAGGAAAACUUACAGCCCGAUUCUGUCUGCCUCUUAUGCUUCUGCAAGCAACAGCUCAGUGUGUUACAGUCGUACUAUGAGCUUCAAAAUAAAGAAAAAAGCAAAAGAACAUCUACCUCACAUAAGAAAAAAUCUGCUACACCUGAUGAGGUGACAGUGGUGGAUACUGUUCAACAGAUACUUUUGAAUUAUCUCCAGGAAGCUGGGCCGCAAGAUGAUGGGAACCUGUUUUCUCGAUGGUUCUAUCUCUGCAUGUGGUACAAAGAAGACCAACAUUCUCAGGAGAAGAUUAUCUAUUAUCUUUCCAGGUUGAAAUCUAAGGAGAUUCUGCGAGAUUCUGGCACUGGCUCAGUACUAUCUAGAGACUGGGCUAAGAAAGUUUGCUUGGCACUUGGCCAGAAGAACUCAUUUUCUCGGGGAUUCGAUAAAAUUCUUUCCCUCCUUUUGGCUAGCUUGAGAGAAAAUUCUCCGGUAAUAAGAGCAAAGGCCUUACGAGCGGUCAGCAGUAUUGUUGAAGCUGAUCCUGAGGUAUUGGGUGACAAGCGUGUCCAAUCUGCUGUUGAAGGAAGGUUUUGUGACUCCGCUAUUUCUGUUCGUGAAGCUGCACUCGAGCUUGUUGGAAGGCAUAUUGCUUCACACCCUGAUGUGGGCUUGAAGUAUAUUGAAAAAGUCGCUGAACGGAUAAAGGACACUGGAGUAAGUGUUCGCAAACGUGCAAUCAAAAUUAUCCGUGAUCUCUGUGCUUCAAAUCCCAAUGCAGAUACAACUAAUGCGUUUGUGGAGAUUAUUUCGCGUGUUAAUGAUGAUGAAUCAAGUGUACAGGAUCUUGUAUGCAAAACAUUUUAUGAGCUAUGGUUUGAUGAACCUUCUGGGAGUGAUAAACACUUGGUUGCUGAUGGUAGUUCAGUUCCUAUGGAGAUCGCAAAAAAGACUGAGCAAAUUGUUGACAUGUUGAGAAAGAUGCCAAGUCAUCAACCCCUCGUUACCAUCAUAAAACGCAGUUUGACUCUUGAUUUCCUCCCACCGUCAAGUAAGGCCACGGGCAUUAGCUCAUCCAUGAUGGCCUCACUUCGUAAGCGUUGUGAAUUGAUAUGCAAACGCUUAUUAGAAAGGAUAUUGCAGGUUGAGGAGGGAGCUGAUAAUGAGACAAAAAUCCGCACGCUUCCUUAUGUUCUUGUUUUGCAAGCAUUUUGUAUUGUGGAUCCUACGCUCUGCACUCCAGUAACCGACCCUUCUCAGUUUGUGGUGACACUUCAACCAUACCUUAAGAAUCAGGCUGACAGUAAAUCAACUGCCCAGUUACUUGAAAGUAUAAUUUUUGUGAUUGAUGCUGUUAUUCCACUCAUUCGAAAGCCACCACAAACUGUGGUAGAAGAACUUGAGCAGGACCUGAAGCAGAUGAUAGUUCGCCACUCUUUUUUGACGGUUGUACAUGCCUGUAUCAAAUGUCUUUCUGCCCUUAGCAACGCAGCAGGCAGAGGCCCGAGGUUGUUGGAGUACCUUGUUAACAUUUUCUACAAGCAUCUGUCUAGUUCUAGCUCUGAUAGUCAGCUGCUGGGUCGAUCAUUGUUUUGUCUUGGCCUGCUCCUUAGAUAUGGUUAUAAACUGUUGGUGGCAUCAGAGAACCAACUUGAUUUCCCAAAGAUUCUUGAUUUGCUUAAAAGAAGAUAUCUUUACAAGGAAGAUUUCAGCUUAAAGGUUCGAGCUUUGCAGACUUUGGGAUACAUACUUAUUGCAAAGCCUGAAUUUAUGCUACAGACAGAUAUUUUGAAUCUAAUAGAGGCAUCAUUAUCUUCUGGUGUCGAUUAUAGGAUGAAGAUUCAAGGAUUGCAAAACCUUUAUGAGUAUCUCCGUGACGCGGAAAGCCAACUCACAGCUGAUAGUACCGGCAAGCCUAAUGUACCCUAUGCAACUAAUGGUGGAAGUGAAGUGCCUGUUGCUGCUGGUGCGGGAGACACCAAUAUAUGCGGUGGUAUUAUCCAGCUGUAUUGGAAUUCUAUUCUUGAAAGGUCCCUGGAUACAAACGAUCAAGUUCGACAGGCUGCACUAAAGAUUGUUGAAAUUGUUCUUCGCCAGGGUUUAGUUCACCCCAUUACUUGUGUUCCACACCUUAUAGCACUUGAAACUGACCCGGUGGAGGGGAACUCAAAAUUAGCUCAUCAUCUGCUGAUGAAUAUGAAUGAAAAGUAUCCUUCAUUUUUUGAAAGCCGCCUAGGUGAUGGCUUGCAAAUGUCAUUUAGGUUUUUCGAGGCCAUAGUCAGCAACCAUAACAUGGUGGCAACCAACAUGAAAGCAAAUCCAAUUGCAUUUGUUAAACCUGGCAUAUCUAGAAUAUACCGUCUUAUCCGAGCAAAUAGAAAUUCUAGAAACAAAUUUGUACACUCAAUAGUGCGCAAAUUUGUAUCGGACAACCGGAGUUACCCCACAAUCGGCUUUCUUGUAUACUGUGUUGAAGUUCUUGCGUCACUCCCCUUCACAUCUCCUGACGAACCGCUUUACCUGGUCUAUGAUAUAAAUCGACUUAUUCAAAUUAGAGCUGGAGCAAUCGAGUCUAAUUUGAAGAAUUGGACUACCAUGGAUCAGCAGCAAGAUGUGGUGGGUAUCCCGAGAUACAUUGGUGAUGUUAUGCAUGAGCCUGGCGACACUGGUGAUGUUAUGCAUGAGCCUGGGGACACUAGUGAUGUUAUGCAUGAGCCUGUGGGCUACUCUGAUCAGAACCUGGCAGAUAUUCCUCAAACGAUGCUUAACAAUUCGUGCAGCACGUCAGGUGUGGACAUGGUCAAACUUCAGGAAGAUUGCCAUAAUGCGAUAGCUCUCCAGCUCCUUCUCAAACUGAAGAGACAUUUGAAAAUUGUCUACAGUUUAACUGAUGCUCGCUGUCAGGCAUUUUCUCUGAAGGAUCAAGCAAAAUCUGUUGAAGUAAUCUCCAAGCAGAAUAUCCCACUUAACAUUAACAACACCAACACCAGUUUGCCGAGCUCCCUCCAGGAUGCAGCGCGUGUAUACCAGGAUUUCAAGACAUUGCUGCGAGAAGAUUCCAUGGACUAUGUAAUGUAUACUGCGGAGACGGUCCAGAAGAAGCGGCCAACUCCAAGAAGUGCGUCAAAAGUUAGGAGGCCGGUGGCUCCUGUGGCUGUUAGAAGAGGCCGUGGUGGUCGUGGUCGUGGUGGUGACGACGAUGACGACACUGACGAUGAUGACUGGACUGGUGGGCCGAGGGUGCUAGAGUUUGGCGCUCAGGCAGUGACAGGUGGCCGAGUAACGAGGCAAAGGGUCCAAGUAUGACUGGUACUGAUUGGCCCUCUGUACAUUGUAGGAAAGAUUAUAGGUGACUGCCAGGGGAUUUAGGUCGUUGUGUAGGGCUCAUUACCAUUACCAGUGGUAGUACUAGUAUAGUACAUAGAAGCAGAAAGGGAAGAUAGCCUUACCAAUUUAGAUGCCACUAAUUUGGAGCACUCCUUUCUAGCUGUGUGCCCAUUUCAUUUUGUUUGUAAUUUUGCCGGGCUUUGGCAAAUACUACUACGAACAGGUUGUGCUCCGCUCUCUGAUUCAUUGGAAAAAAAGAUAGAAAGAAAGGGUUUCAUUGCUUUC